CCAAGGCAAGAAACGAAAAAGACCAACCAACCAACAACAACAACAGCAAACCACAAUCAAACCAAACGCAGCAUGCCAGUGAAGGAGGUGAAGGAUGGGAAGGUGGUGGUAUUGGAACGGGAGGGAGACAAGGUUGAAGUGUACACGUAUGGUGCCACAGUGACACGGUGGCAGGUUGCAGGUGAAGACAUCCUCUUCCUCAGUGACAAGGCUGUGCUGGACGGAAGCAAGGCCAUUCGCGGCGGCAUCCCACUGGUGUUCCCCAACUUUGGCGCGUGGGAGUGCGGCCCAUCGCAUGGCUUUGGGCGCAUCUCCACCUGGACAUGGGACAAGGACGCUGCCGGCGCUGGUGACUCCGAGGAUGGCACCACCGCCGUCUUUGUGCUGGAAGACAACGAGCAAACUCGCGCCAUGUGGAACCACAAGUUCCGCCUCGAGUACACGGUCACCCUUCGCAAAGCACAGCUCGAAUGCAACCUGAAGAUCCACAACACGUCAGAUGAGAGCUUUGACUUCACGACGCUGCUGCACACGUAUGUGCGGGUGCCGUCCAUCAAGGCCGUUACCAUCAGCCCGCUGAAGGGCUCGCUCAAGCUGGACCAGCUGGCAGACCGGGCAUCUGUGGUGGAGGAUCAAGAACCGCUCACCAUUGCGCAGAAUGUGGACAGCAUCUACGUUGCCGUGCCGCAGUCGCUUGUGAUUGACAACGUGGCGACGUCACGCGCUCCGACGCCCGACGAUCACUCCACCGCCCUCACCCGGCGCAAACUCACCCUGGACAAAGCAAACCUCCCAGACACAGUGGUGUGGAACCCGUGGGUGGAGAAGACCAAGGCCAUGGGUGAUCUUGAUGACAGCGCGUACAAGCAGUUUGUGUGUGUGGAGGCGGGACACGUUGCCGAGAAGCACACCCUCGCACCGGGGCAGCACUUCCACGGCGGGCAGACACUCACGCUCGAGGCAUACAGGUGAUGAUGGUGAUGAUGAUGAUGAUGAUGAUGAUGAUGAGUGAUGAUGAUGGCGAUGAUGAUGAUGAUGAUGAUGAUGAU
This is a messenger RNA of Salpingoeca rosetta, 1049 nucleotides long. RefSeq lists its product as uncharacterized. The coding region runs from base 73 to 972 and encodes 299 amino acids. Gene Ontology annotation, molecular function: carbohydrate binding; isomerase activity. The transcript is spliced from 4 exons. Gene Ontology annotation, biological process: carbohydrate metabolic process. Lineage: Eukaryota; Choanoflagellata; Craspedida; Salpingoecidae. The record is from RefSeq and is a predicted model, not a curated record.